Aspergillus nomiae NRRL 13137 is the source of this 2077-nucleotide messenger RNA. RefSeq names its product putative MFS transporter. Gene Ontology annotation, molecular function: transmembrane transporter activity. Gene Ontology annotation, cellular component: membrane. The record is from RefSeq and is a predicted model, not a curated record. Gene Ontology annotation, biological process: transmembrane transport. Lineage: Eukaryota; Fungi; Ascomycota; Eurotiomycetes; Eurotiales; Aspergillaceae. The transcript is spliced from 9 exons. The annotation marks the transcript as partial.
AUGGGUUUCUUUGGAAAGAAAGACCCUUCUGGUGACGAGAUCAAAGAGGUUCCGAUAAUGAGCGACCCGGAGAAGCAGCAGCCGGUCCACCACGAUGUUGUGCAGACCGCUCUUCCUCAGAUUCCUCCGACGGUGGUCAACAUUGAUCCUGUCGUUGAAGCGCGCAUCUUAAGGAAACUCGAUUUGAGAGUUCCCACUCUUAUGGGAUUUUUAUACCUGCUUUCUCUUCUCGAUCGAAGUAAUAUUGGAAAUGCGAAAAUCGCCGGGAUGGAGGAUGAUUUGGAUCUCUCCGGAAAUCGCUAUGCCUGGCUCCUAACGAUCUUUUACAUCUCCUAUGUCGUGUUCGAGUUUGGGGCCUUCAUGUGGAAGGUCAUGCCGCCUCAUCGAUGGGCAGCCAUCACGGUCUUGUCCUGGGGCAUUGUGGCGACAUGUCAGGCCGCGGUCCAGAACUGGGAGGGACUCAUGGCUUUGCGGUUCCUGCUCGGCAUGUCAGAGGCUGCCUUUGGUCCCGGAACUCCUUAUUUACUGUCUUUCUUCUAUCGCCGUCAUGAGCUCGGCUUCCGCUGUGGGCUAUUCGUGUCAGCCGCCCCUCUGGCGAAUACAUUCGCCGGUGCCCUUGCGUAUGGAAUUACUUCGGGUCAUUCCAAGUUAGCGAACUGGAGAUUGUUAUUUCUGGUAGAGGGCAGCCCGUCAUUGCUGGCUGCUAUCCUAGCCUGGCGAUUUCUCCCCGACAGCCCGUCCAAAGCCCGGUUUUUGACGGAAGAAGAGAAGGAGGUUGCGCGGGCAAGAAGCCUUCAGCAGAGUGGCGAACGCGAACGGUCGAACAAGAUCAAUUGGAGAGAGUUAGCCGAAACACUAACGGAUGCGAAGGCCUGGCUAACCGCGUUGAUGUACUUCAGCUGCAACGUGAGCUUUUCUUCACUUCCGGUGUUUCUGCCCACGAUCCUGAAGGAUAUGGGGUUCACUUCGAUCAACGCCCAAGGGCUUACGGCGCCGCCCUACUUUGCUUCGUUCCUGGUCACAAUUGCCACCACCUGGAUCGCGGAUCGGUUGCAACAGCGUGGUUUGAUGCUUAUGGUCCUGUCUCUGAUCGGAGCUAUUGGCUACGUUCUCCUCGCCACCUGCACAUCUGUGGGCGCGCGUUACGCAGGGGUGUUCCUCGCUGCUAUCGGUGUAUUCCCUUGUAUCGCGAACAUUCUCCCAUGGGCUCUGAAUAACCAAGGCUCGGAUUCACGACGGGGUAUGGGUAUUGUCAUCCUCAAUCUCAUCGGCCAAUGCGGACCCUUCCUGGGCACAAACGUCUUCCCGGAAAGCGACGGGCCACGCUACAUCCGCGGACAGUCCAUUUGCGCCGCCUUCAUGUUCUUCACCAUGAUUCUCGCGCUCGCUCUCCGAACCCUUCUCGUAUGGGAGAACCGCCGCCUAGACAAGCGGCAUGGCACGCAGGCCGAGCGGGAAGCACGGGGGUGGAACAAAGGCGAAAAUGUCGCCGAAGAGAAUUAUGGAGCUGGAUUCCGACUAGUCAACCCUAGACCCAGUAACUACGAUCCUGAGACAUUUCCCCAUAGCUUCGACGCACCUCUAUACAGCACCAAGGAACAGCCCACCCAGAUACAAGCCACCAUGGCCUAUGCAUCAGAACACAAUGCCCAUCUUUACGGGAUCGUGGAUAUGGGCAGCAAUGGAAUCCGUUUCUCCAUCACCGACAUCUCACCCCCGACAGCGCGCACAAUGCCCACCGUUUACCAGGACCGGGCUGGCAUCUCGCUCUACGAUGCCCAGUUCGCUGGUAGCGCGCGCGGCCCCAUCCCGCAGGACAUUAUAGAGCAGGUCGUGGACCGGUUGGUGCGGUUCCAGAUUACGUGCGAGGAUUUCGGCGUCCCAGCGCAGAAUGUUUACGUGCUUGCUACGGAGGCGACGCGGACGGCGCCGAAUUCGGAGGAGUUUCGGGCGCGCAUUAAGCACCGCACGGGGUGGGAGGUGCGUCUGCUGUCGAAGGAGGAUGAGGGGAGGAUUGGGGCGCUGGGUAUCGCGAGCAGUGCUUCCUCGGUGGCGGGGCUGGCGAUGGAUCUCGGGG